AUGAAGGAACGGUUAAGUUGGCUAUUUGCCCAUUAUCUGAGUUCUAAGCAUGAUGAAAUGUUGAUUGCUAUUUGGGCUAUUUGGACUAAUCGCAACAAAUUUUACCACGAAGGUAAGGUUAGAUCGAGUGGAGAGCUCACCAGUUUCAUCCAAGCUCACGUACAGGAGUAUGCCAUCGUCACUGCUUCUGUUCAGCCCCACUCGUCCCUUGUGUCUGUUCUCUGGAAGCCUCCGCCUACUCCGAUGGUAAAGGCAAACUUCGAUGCUGCUUUUUCUCGAAGGAAUAGCGAAGCGUGGUCUGGUAUCGUGGUCAGAAACCACGAUGGUCAUAUCUUAGGAGCAGCAAGGCGGAAAAUAGUGCAUGCCUCGUCUCCGUUCCUGGCCGAAGCCACCGCUUCCCUGCAUGCCAUCCAGUUCUCGAAGGAUCUGGGUUCCUCCCAGGUUGUGGUUGAAGGCGAUGCCCGUUCGGUGUUGUUGAAGCUGCAAGGAAACGAGCCAGAUUACUCUGAAACUGGAGCAAUUAUUUAG
This is a messenger RNA of Hibiscus syriacus, 528 nucleotides long. RefSeq lists its product as uncharacterized. NCBI's taxonomy places the organism in Eukaryota, Viridiplantae, Streptophyta, Magnoliopsida, Malvales, Malvaceae. Gene Ontology annotation, molecular function: RNA-DNA hybrid ribonuclease activity; nucleic acid binding. The record is from RefSeq and is a predicted model, not a curated record. The coding region runs from base 1 to 528 and encodes 175 amino acids. The transcript has a single exon.